GGUGUGUGACAGGAAACAGUCCAGACCUGCCGAGAACGUCAAGUGAAUUGAACGUUAGCUAGCUCGGUUAUUGAAUACAAAUUGUCAAAAUGCCGGAGUUAGCAGUAGAGAGAGUAGUAGUCCACCCCCUUGUUCUGCUCAGUGUGGUUGAUCAUUUUAACAGAAUCGGAAAGGUUGGAAGUCAGAAACGUGUUGUGGGUGUUCUUCUCGGGUCAUGGCAGAAGAAGAUUCUUGACGUGUCCAACAGUUUUGCAGUGCCUUUUGAUGAGGAUGACAAAGAUGACUCUGUGUGGUUCCUGGAUCAUGAUUACUUGGAAAAUAUGUAUGGAAUGUUCAAGAAAGUUAAUGCCAGGGAAAGGAUAGUUGGAUGGUAUCACACCGGUCCAAAACUGCACAAGAACGACAUUGCCAUCAAUGAACUCAUGAAGCAGUACUGCUCCAACUCUGUGCUGGUUAUCAUUGAUGUGAAGCCUAAAGACUUGGGUCUACCCACUGAGGCCUACAUCUCUGUGGAAGAAGUUCAUGAUGAUGGAACUCCCACCUCAAAGACGUUUGAGCAUGUGACUAGUGAAAUUGGAGCAGAAGAGGCAGAGGAAGUUGGCGUGGAGCACUUGCUCAGAGAUAUCAAGGACACAACAGUUGGCACACUGUCACAGCGCAUCACCAACCAAGUGCACGGCCUGAAGGGCCUGAACUCCAAACUGUUGGACAUCAAGAGCUACCUGGAGAAGGUGGCCUCGGGCAAGCUGCCCAUCAACCACCAGAUCAUCUACCAGCUGCAGGACGUCUUCAACCUGCUGCCAGACGUGAACCUGCAGGAGUUCAUCAAGGCCUUCUAUCUGAAGACCAACGACCAGAUGUUGGUGGUCUACCUGGCCUCUCUCAUCCGCUCUGUGGUCGCCCUCCACAACCUCAUCAACAACAAAAUAGCCAACCGUGACGCGGAGAAGAAGGAGGGCCAGGAGAAGGAUGACGCCAAGAAGGAGAAGAAGGAAGACAAGGAAAAGGAGAAGGAGAAGGACAAGGACAAAGAGAAGGGAGAUGCCUCAGCCAAGAAAGAGGAGAAAAAGGAAAAGAAAUGAACUUGAUGCUUAACAGAGCAUGGACUCAAACACUCUCGACAAAAGUUGAGAAUUUUUUUUGUUUGUUUUUUUCUUUGGUACCCUAUCCCUGUUUGUAUGUACAGGAGUGGCUGGGCGUUGUAUUUAUCUUUUCGAUAAAGAGGACUCCAUAACCUCUGUUUGGAUUAAACGAGUCAAGGGAAUCCCA
Molecule: messenger RNA, 1269 nt
Organism: Engraulis encrasicolus (European anchovy)
Lineage: Eukaryota; Metazoa; Chordata; Actinopteri; Clupeiformes; Engraulidae
Gene: psmd7
Product: proteasome 26S subunit, non-ATPase 7
Exons: 7
Coding region: 90-1082 (330 amino acids)
Biological process (GO): proteasome-mediated ubiquitin-dependent protein catabolic process
Cellular component (GO): proteasome regulatory particle; proteasome complex
Molecular function (GO): metallopeptidase activity; protein binding
Source: RefSeq, a predicted model, not a curated record